AUGGAGAUUCCGAAAAAUGGUCUUGACGAAGAUGAGAUGAGUCUUUUCGUAAAGAAGUAUGGAAAAUUCUUUAAGAAAUUUUUUUCAAAGAAAUCCGCAUUUCCUCCUAGAAGAAGAUCUAAAGAUGAAGGAUCCUCACAACUUACCAUCACUUGCUUUGAAUGUGGAAAAACCGGUCACUACAAAUCGGAUUGUCCAAAUAUUCAAAAGAAAGACAAAUAUGAAAAGAAGCAAGGCAAGGAUAGAAGGAACUUCAAGAAGGCUUAUCUUGCUUGGGAUGAUGAAUCUAGUUCUUCCGAUGAUGACUCCAAGGAAGAAGCAAAUCUAUGCUUCACGCAAGAUGGAAGACCACCGGAGAAAUCAAGCAAAGGAACUCAACAUGUAUGUCUAAUGGCAAAUGAGGACAAAAAUGAAUCCGAAACCGAGGUAAACUCAUCUUGCUCUACUCUUUCCCCUUCAUAUGAUGAGUUGUCUGACAUGUUUGAAGAAAUGCAUAAUGAAACACUAAUACAUGUUAAAGCUCUUAGAGCAUCAAGAAAGACUAUUAGUUCUUUGGAAAAACAAAUUGCAUCUUUAGAAAAGGAAGUAAAGGAGUUGAAGGAUGAAAAUGAAACUCUCAAAUUACUUGAUGCUAGCAUUGGUUGUAUUAAAUGCCUAUCUUCAAAUGAUCAUGCAUCUUCAUCAUCAUGUCAUAGUGCAUCCACUUGUAAAGUUAGAAAGAAUGGUAUUAUUGGGCAAAAGAAAGUUUGUUUGAAGGCUAAAAGCUCCAAGUGGUACUUGGAUAGUGGUUGCUCAAGUCACAUGACGGGAGAUGUAACUAAGUUCCAAUCACUCACUAAGAAAGAACAUGGACAUGUUUCCUAUGGAGAUAACAACAAAGGAAAGAUUGUUGGUAUUGGAAAAGUUGGUAAUUCCUCCUCCGUUUCUAUAGAAAAUGUUUUACUUGUUGAGGGUCUCAGACAUAACUUGCUUAAAAACCUUGGCAAAUUUGACUCUAAAGCCGAUGAAGGGAUAUUUCUAGGAUAUUCACUUACAAGUAGAGCCUAUAGGAUCUAUAACAAAAGAACAAUGGUCAUUGAAGAGUCUAUUCAUGUUGUAUUUAAUGAGACUAACAAUGCCUUGCCUAGAAAGGAACCUUGUGAUGAUGAGGUUAUAGAAAGCAUGGAAAACAUAAACUUGAAUGACAAAGAGGAAAGUGAAAGGCAAAAAGAAAAGGAAGCAAACAAUGAAGAAACACCAAGUCAACAAAUCAAUGAUGGAAACAAUCUACCACAAGAUUGGAGAAUAGCUAGAGACACCCCAUUGAUGCGGUAA
Molecule: messenger RNA, 1314 nt
Organism: Gastrolobium bilobum
Lineage: Eukaryota; Viridiplantae; Streptophyta; Magnoliopsida; Fabales; Fabaceae
Exons: 4
Coding region: 1-1314 (437 amino acids)
Molecular function (GO): nucleic acid binding; zinc ion binding
Source: RefSeq, a predicted model, not a curated record